AGCGUUAACCACCUUCUUAUUCCGCGAGAUAGCAGCAGUGUGCAUUCCUUCGUAGUAACGAUUGUAACAAGCUAAAUCUCGUAAAUAAAGAAAUUGGUGUACGAUAAAGGAUUAUUCGGGAGUACUAAUUAAAUUUGGUAUUGGCUUACCAAAGAAUUGUGAUUUACCGAGGGAGAAUUGGAGUGAAGAAAACAAAAAUGGCAGACAAGGUGACAUCGCCGGCCGUGAUAACGGCCUCGAACAUCCCGGCAGUACAAGCUUCGUCCGGAAAGAAAAGUGCAGCGGCUAAAGCAAAGAAGCCACGUUCCAAACCGACGCAUCCUAAGACUGCAGACAUGGUGAUUUCUGCUAUAGAGAAUCUUAAAGAUCGUAGCGGUUCUUCUCUGCAGGCUAUUAAGAAGUACGUGGUGACCACGUACAAGGUCGACGUUGAGAAGCAAGCACCGUUCAUCAAGAAGUAUAUCAAGACUGCUGUGGCGUCCGGAGCAUUGGUUCAGACUAAAGGCAAAGGCGCUGCUGGGUCAUUCAAGCUUUCCUCAGGGAAGUUGGAGGUGCCUAAGUCUAAGGCACUCAAGGCCAGUGUCAAGAGCAGUGCAACUAAGAAACCAGUGGCUAAGAAAACAAUCGCCAAGAAGGCUUCUCCUGUGAAGAAAGCACCAGUCAAAAAGCCCGUGACUGUUAAUGAGAAGAGGAAAGUGGUUAAGGGGCCUGCUGCCAAACAGCCAAAAGCUAAGGCAGCGUCGUCACCGAUUUCUCGUAGUAAGAGCAUCGCUAAGGUCACUCCUGUUAAGAAACAGAAUCUGAGGAAGACGAAAAUUCCGGCUAAGGCGAAAAAACCAGUGCCCAAAAAAGUCACGGCGGCUAAAAAGAAAUAAGUUUGAGGAAUUACGAUCAGUUUUUCUCAUGAUAAAUACUUCAAUCGGCCCUUCUCAGGGCCACCAUUUUGUCUCGCUGCGAAGGAAUUAUAUAUUCGUUAGUUCUUUGUUAGUCAAUACAGUAUUCCAACUGCUAUUCUGUUGCGACUAAAAUUUAAAAUCACUUUUCGCUUAGUUCCAUAUACCAUUCGUUUGAUGUUGAAAUUUUGCGGAUAAGCUAUUCGUUGGCAAUUAUUAGUAUAGAUUUUCGAAAUAGAAUUGAUGAAUGUUCUAAAUAUCUGAACUAAUUCUUGAUUUUUCUAGACUUACUGUAAUAUAGUUAAGAAUUUCAUUUUUUUUAUUGUUAACCCUGUUAGCAACGUAAGAAAGAGUACCUGAUUUCAAUUUUGAUAAUAUGUUAAUAAUAAAUAUAUUGUAUAUCCAUUCAA
Molecule: messenger RNA, 1303 nt
Organism: Cephus cinctus (wheat stem sawfly)
Lineage: Eukaryota; Metazoa; Arthropoda; Insecta; Hymenoptera; Cephidae
Product: histone H1
Exons: 1
Coding region: 198-875 (225 amino acids)
Biological process (GO): chromosome condensation; negative regulation of DNA recombination; nucleosome assembly
Cellular component (GO): nucleus; nucleosome
Molecular function (GO): nucleosomal DNA binding; double-stranded DNA binding; structural constituent of chromatin
Source: RefSeq, a predicted model, not a curated record